AUGAAUAUAUCUGAGAUUCGCGUUUUUAGAGAACCCUCUCUUUUAGAAGUAAGCAAAUUCAUUACUUAUAUUAUUACUAUCUUGUUACUUAUCUUAUUGGUAAUUGCGAAAAUUGUUGUUUUCCCAUUCUAUUCAAAUGUCAAGAAGAUUCACGAAAAAACAGAUAAACAGAUUCCAAUGUAUCCAAUCAUGAAUCUCCUUUACAAAAUGAGCAAAAAUACUUACUGCACAUUUUUGGCCAUUGUAACAUCGUUAUUUUUAUCUGUAUCACAUACAUCUAUGAUUUGAAUGCCUUCUUGAAUCUAUCAACUUUGAUACUUUGCAUUUGCUUGUUCUAUUUAUAUAUUUUCGAUCAAGUAUUCCAUCUAAUCAUUUUAUUAUUAGCCAUUCAAAGGUUCUUUUUAUUUUAUUUCCCGUCUUCUGAACGAUCAUCCAUAAAAUUUCAAAAAUUAUUCAUCAAAUAUAUCAAUUACGUCUAUACAGUGUUUGUCUCAAAAGAAAUUCUAACGAUUGGUCUGUACGCUGUGAACUGGUUUAUCGAUGUUUCGGUUGAGAAGAUGUCCAUGAAACUGUUUUAUUUGUCAACAUUUAUAUUUCUCAAUUGUAUGCUAAUUGUAACAUCUUGUUUGUAUAUUCCAAUUAUGAUCAGCGUUCGGAAGUUUUCUUAUCUACCAUGUGCGCUGAAAAAUAGUCCAGAAAAGUAUAUUUUAUUGCAGACAAAAGUUACAUUGCUGAUGAAAUCCACUUACAUUUUUAUUUUAUUAUUUCAAUUUUUACAUGAUUUGGAUGUAGGAUACGCUUUAUUUUUCAUGGUAGUCCUUGAUAUGAUAGCCAUUCCAUUAAUAAACUCAAUAUCAUAUAUUGUUUGCAACAAGCGGAACGUGAAAGCAUUCUAUUCUUCGUUGAAGCCGAAAACCAUCGUGAAAGUGUUACUAUUUUUGAAUACUGACGCAAAAAUUAUUCCUCAGAUCGGAGAAAUUAAUGUUUCCACAAUUGCAUAACC
Molecule: messenger RNA, 1003 nt
Organism: Caenorhabditis elegans
Lineage: Eukaryota; Metazoa; Nematoda; Chromadorea; Rhabditida; Rhabditidae
Source: the annotation of a RefSeq genome assembly